Molecule: messenger RNA, 2266 nt
Organism: Rosa chinensis
Lineage: Eukaryota; Viridiplantae; Streptophyta; Magnoliopsida; Rosales; Rosaceae
Product: zinc-finger homeodomain protein 4
Exons: 1
Coding region: 829-1977 (382 amino acids)
Biological process (GO): regulation of DNA-templated transcription; regulation of developmental process
Cellular component (GO): nucleus
Molecular function (GO): DNA-binding transcription factor activity; transcription cis-regulatory region binding
Source: RefSeq, a predicted model, not a curated record
CUUAUUUAGUGCUUCACUAGCUAAACCCACCUUCAAAACUCUCUCUAGCAGCUACCUACCUUGCUCAACUCUCUCCAGACCCUCUUCUCUUUUCUUCUUCUUCACCACCUAUUAACACCUAAUCACCUCUCCAUCUAAAUUUAGCCAAACACUAUCUCUGUGCUUUUCCUUCAGACUUGUCCUUGAUAAUUAGUCUGCUAUGAAGGUGUUCAGUAAUGUUUAAGGCCCCUGCUACGUUUUCAAAGGGAAGUUGACCUCCUUCUCAUCCUGCUUUCUUCUUUCUUUCUUCCCUUCUCUCCAUUUCCAUUUCUAGUUUUGAAAAAGAAGAAAAAAAGUUUUCUGCUACUGCUACUGCUACUGCUACUGCUACUGCUACUCCUACUAGUCAUAGAUCCAUCUUGUUUUAACCAUCAUUGCCUUUCUUUAUAGAGAUGUGUAAAGAGAAAAUGGGUUUAUUUGCUUGAAUUGGGUUUCAUUUUUGUUUUUUUUUUUGCCCAGUUCCUCCUGGGCACAGUAGUAUUGUUCAUUCUUUGAGCAAAGUAGAGGUGGCUGAAGACGGAUCCUUUUGGUGUUUUGGCACUUUGUUCUUUGAUCAAAAGCAGUAUUAAUUGGCCCCAUAUAUAGAGAAAAGAGGAGGUUAAUCUCCUAGGUUUGAGGAUAUAUAUAUAUAACCAUCAACCACUUUUCAGUUUUAAUCAUUAAUUUAAGCCUCCUGGUCCUGCUUAAUUUUUUUUGUCUCUGUCUUGUUCCUAAUUCUCUUUUGGUCCCCAACCAAACAUACAAGAGUCAAGUCUCACCCAAAUAAAAUAAUAGCUUGAGAAAAAAAGGAUGGAACUUUCAAGUCAUCAAGAAGGGCAGAUCCCAAUCUCAAUCCCAAUCCCUAUCCCAAUCCCAAUAAAUUCUUCUUAUGGUGCUGGUGGACAUGGGCAUGGACACAUGAUCCAUCAUCAUCAUCAUCAUGAGCCUGCAGCGCCCCACACCCACACCCUCACCCACAACAACCACCUCAUUACCUCUUCAGCAGCAGCAGUAGCAGCACCACCUCCACCACAAAAUCAAAUCCCUGCCUCCAUUAACAAUAAUGGGUCCUCCAUUCCCAAAACCGCUAGCCUAGAUCAGGAGGAGGAGGAGGAGGAGGAUGAGGAGCAUGUCAAUCAUGUCAAUGUGGCUUACAACAACAACAACAACAACAGCGGCAGCAACAAUAACAAGAAAGUGGUGAACAGCAGCAUCAAGUACAAAGAGUGCCUGAAGAACCAUGCAGCAGCCAUGGGAGGGACUGCAACUGAUGGGUGUGGUGAGUUCAUGCCCAGUGGAGAAGAAGGCACCAUUGAAGCUCUCACCUGCUCUGCCUGCAACUGCCACAGAAACUUCCACAGAAAAGAAAUUGAAGGUGAUCAUGGCAUGUCCUCAUGGGAUCUCAACAGCAACACUCGGGUUGGUACUGGUGGGAGGAAAGUCCUAUUAGGCCAUCCCAAUGGGCACAAGAACAUGAGUAUACUAGCCCCUGAUGCCUUGGGUUUCCACACAGCUGCUAAUCCCACAGGAGGCUUCUUACCCUCAAGAACUGCACCACAUCAUCCUCACCACCACCCCCACCAGAUGAUAAUGUCGUACAAUAACAACAUGGCCAUUGGUGGGUUGAUGGGGUCCCAGCUUCCUUCAGAAUCUGAUGAGCAAGAACAAGAUCAAAUUCAUCAUCAUGGCCAUGGUGGUGGGGUUAAUGUGGCCAGCAGGGCACCAGUACAGCUUGUGAAGAAAAGGUUCAGGACAAAGUUUACUCAGGAACAGAAGGAGAAAAUGUUCAACUUUGCAGAGAAAGUUGGGUGGAAGAUUCAGAAGCAAGAGGAGUCUGUUGUACAAAACUUCUGCCAUGAGAUUGGUGUCAAGAGAAGAGUUCUCAAGGUUUGGAUGCACAACAAUAAACACAAUCUGGCUAAGAAUAAGUCCCAACCCCCACCUAGUACUGCUGCUUAGUUAUUUGAUAAAUUAAACCUGGUAGAUAUAUUUAAUUAAUUAAUUACUAUCUAGCUUGCAUGUGCUUAGUUAGCUUAAUUGAAGUGAUCAUCAUCUCUAGUUUACACAUUCUCUCUACUUCGAUUUUGUUUUUUCCUUGAUUCUGUUAGUUAUAUCAAAUAACAUGGGUUAUGCAAUGUAGUUUAGGAAAUUAAACUGGGUUUGGCAGUGAGUUGUGGGUCAUGCAUGUUCUUGUACUCCAGUCCAUUUACCAUGGAAAUGGAUUAGUUAAGACUUAAGAGUUGAGGUA